Alnus glutinosa is the source of this 1998-nucleotide messenger RNA. RefSeq lists its product as uncharacterized. Lineage: Eukaryota; Viridiplantae; Streptophyta; Magnoliopsida; Fagales; Betulaceae. The record is from RefSeq and is a predicted model, not a curated record. Bases 1 to 1998 code for a protein of 665 amino acids. The transcript has a single exon.
AUGGAGGUGGAAGAAGAUGGCAGUCUAUUCUCUGAGCCUGAGGAGCUGGAAAAAGAUGAGGAGAAGGAGCUGGAAAACGACGAUCAUGAGGAGAAUGAGAGAGAGAUGGAGGUGGAAGGAGAUUGCAGUCAAUGGCAUCACUUGAUCUUCUGUGAGGAGCUGCAAAACAACGACGACCAGAAGAAGAAUCAUGUUCCUGUUUGCUUGGUGUGCUACGAAGCACUGGUAUUGGGAGGUCCCGCCUACAAAUGCUUGGAAUGCAACUUUCUCCGGCAUAAAUCAUGCCCCGAAUCACCACACAUAGCAAAGGUGGAGUUAUACCAUAAAUAUUGGUCGGGAAGACAUCACUUGAUCGCCAUAGAAGAAGAGGUACUGGACAAUACUGGCAACGAGGAAGUUGUUUGCACGGGAUGCCAGGAACCAGCAUUUGGUCCCGCUUACAAAUGCUCCAUCCCCAACUGCACCUUCUGCCUUCACAAAUCGUGCUCAGAACAACUCUACCACGUGAUACAACACCCCUUCCACCCGGAGCACGCCCUUAUUCUCCAGAACCCAUCAAAUUAUAACAAUUGUGUUGCUUGCGGCAAAACUUGCGACAGAUCCUUCUUUUACCGUUGUUUCCUCUGUGAUUUUGACUUUGACGUCAUAUGUGCUUCCCGCUGGAGAACUGAUGCCGACGAUUGCCACCAACACUCAUUUGUUCCCAUCUCGACGCAGAUCCAGUUCGCUUGUCAAGCCUGUGGUGAGGAUGAGAAGGAACCCAAGCAAUUUGCAUCUCUCUGUACCAUCUGCCGACUCUUGAUUCAUGCUAAGUGUGCCCGAUAUCCGCGCACCAUCAGAACUUACACACAUGAUCAUUCACUCACUCUCACCCAUUCUCUGAAUCAACAAGUCAAGAAUCAGGAGAACAUAUGGUGUAGACUGUGCAGUAAAAAGGUGAAAACAGAGUAUUCGGCUUACUAUUGUCAGAAAUGUGGUUACAUUGCCCACUUGAAUUGUGCAUAUACAGUCCGACACUCCGGUGCGACCACCGAGUCGGUGGUCAGCAACUCGGUUGGCUAUGAAUCUCAUUUGGUUCAUUUGGUAGAAGGGAUUGAUCUAGCAGAGGAGGAAACAGCUGACCCCCGGGAGAUCAAUCAUUUUAGUCAUCCACAACAUAACUUAAUCCUCAGCAACGAAAAGCUCGUGGAUGUCAAGCGUUGUGAGGCAUGUAUACAACAUAUAAUUUCUACCCCAUUUUACGGAUGUGCACAAUGCAAUUUCUUUCUCCAUUACAGAUGUACUAAACUACCUGCAACCAUUAAGCGAGGGCAAUUUCAUGAACAUCUCCUUACCCUCCUCUCACAUGAUGUGAAUGCAAGUGGAUUGUUCUGGUGCAAUGCUUGUGGACGUGAUCACGAUGGCUUCGUAUAUAGAUGUGACAAAUGUAAAUGGUACAAGUUAGACGUUAAAUGUUGUUUAAUUCCGGAAAUCAUUGAACACGAAGGUCAUCAGCACUCCCUCUACUUGCUUGCUAUAGAAUCUUCCGAAACUUGCAAUGGCUGUGGUCAAAAAGGUGUGAACUUCAGGUGCCCUUAUUGCGACGAAUUCACCUUGUGUUUUAGAUGUGCAACACUUCCGUUGGUAGCUAGAUAUGAAUAUGAUACACAUCUACUAAAACUCUCUUAUACACGUGAAAAUGAAUCUGAUGAAGAAUAUUAUUGUCUGAUUUGUGAAGAAGAAAGGGAGCAUCCGGAUCACUGGUUCUAUUCCUGUGUAAAAUGUAAGUUCACUGCUCAUUCCCGAUGCGUUCUUGGAGAGAAUCCAUGUAUUAACUACGGAAGAACUUUCACAGAUAAAGAUCACGAGCAUUCUCUCACUAUUGUUCAAAAGACUAAGCAUUCACUUCCAUGUGAUGCAUGUGGUGGUUCUUUUCAUGAUGUGGCUGUAGAAUGUACUGAAUGUAAAUUUAACAUCCAUGAGUAUUGUGAUAAAAACAAAUUAGAAAAUAGAGAAUGA